Solanum stenotomum is the source of this 558-nucleotide messenger RNA. Its product is annotated as putative disease resistance protein At1g50180. The record is from RefSeq and is a predicted model, not a curated record. NCBI's taxonomy places the organism in Eukaryota, Viridiplantae, Streptophyta, Magnoliopsida, Solanales, Solanaceae. The coding region runs from base 1 to 558 and encodes 185 amino acids. Gene Ontology annotation, molecular function: ADP binding. The transcript is spliced from 2 exons. Gene Ontology annotation, biological process: defense response to other organism.
AUGGCAGCUUAUAGUGCUGUAAUUUCUCUUCUUCAAACACUUGAUCGACGAAAUCCAGAACUCUUUCAUGGUCAAACUGCUGAAAUGCUCGAUUUUCUUCGUGCUACUGCUGAAAAUUUUCGAAAAGUUCUUGAAGAAAUGUUAACGUGCGGGGACUUGAUGAUUGACUUGGAGAUAAUAGUUGAAAGACUGAGAGGACGACAAUCGGAUCAAAACAUAGUCCCAAUAUCAGGAAUGGGUGGUAUUGGCAAAACAACACUCGCUAGGAAAACUCAUGAUCAUCUGCCAAUCAGGUAUCAUUUUGAUCUUCGUGUUUGGGUUACAAUAUCUCAAGAACAUCGACGUCGAAAUGUAUUAUUAGAUGCUUUACAUUGCAUUUCAAAGCAAGCAGAUAUUUUCAUUGGAAAAGAUUAUGAUAAGAAGGAUAGCAGUCAGUUAGUCGACCUGCAGGUGCAAAAGAACCUAAAGGGUGGAAGAUACCUUGUUGUUGUUUAUGAUAUUUGGAGUACGGAUGUUUGGGAUGAAAUAAGACAAAUAUUUGGAGUCGAAUUUUAUUGA